Messenger RNA from Lynx canadensis (Canada lynx), 3236 nucleotides. It is a transcript of the gene GPR83, whose product is annotated as G protein-coupled receptor 83. Lineage: Eukaryota; Metazoa; Chordata; Mammalia; Carnivora; Felidae. Bases 1 to 1269 code for a protein of 422 amino acids. Gene Ontology annotation, cellular component: membrane. The transcript is spliced from 4 exons. Gene Ontology annotation, molecular function: neuropeptide Y receptor activity. Gene Ontology annotation, biological process: neuropeptide signaling pathway. The record is from RefSeq and is a predicted model, not a curated record.
AUGGGCCCGCGCGGGGUGCUGCUCUGCCUGCUCCCCCUGGUGCGAGCCGCCGAGCGCCCCGAGGGCCGGGCCGACGAGCCGGGCCUGGAGGCGGCCCUGGCCGUGCCCAACGCCUCGCACUUCUUCUGGAGCAACUACACCUUCUCCGACUGGCAGAACUUUGUGGGCCGGAGGCGCUACGGGGCCGAGUCCCAGAACCCCACGGUGAAAGCCCUGCUCAUCGUGGCUUACUCCUUCAUCAUCGUCUUCUCGCUCUUCGGCAACGUGCUGGUCUGUCAUGUCAUCUUCAAGAACCAGCGGAUGCACUCGGCCACCAGCCUCUUCAUCGUCAACCUGGCGGUCGCCGACAUCAUGAUCACGCUGCUCAACACGCCCUUCACCUUGGUCCGCUUUGUGAACAGCACAUGGGUGUUCGGGAAAGGCAUGUGCCACGUCAGCCGCUUUGCCCAGUACUGCUCUCUGCAUGUCUCAGCACUGACGUUGACGGCCAUUGCUGUGGACCGCCACCAGGUCAUUAUGCAUCCAUUAAAACCCCGGAUCUCGAUCACAAAAGGUGUCAUCUAUGUCACGGUCAUCUGGACCAUGGCUACGUUCUUUUCACUCCCACACGCCAUCUGCCAGAAAUUAUUUACCUUCAAGUACAGCGAGGACGUUGUCCGCUCCCUGUGCCUGCCAGACUUCCCUGAGCCAGCUGACCUCUUCUGGAAGUAUCUGGACUUGGCCACCUUCAUCCUGCUUUAUAUCCUACCCCUCCUCAUCAUCUCCGUGGCCUAUGCCCGCGUGGCCAAGAAGCUGUGGAUGUGCAACACGAUCGGCGAUGUGACCACGGAGCAGUACCUGGCCCUGCGGCGGAAGAAGAAGAAGACCAUGAAGAUGCUGAUGUUGGUGGUGGUCCUCUUUGCCCUCUGCUGGUUCCCCCUCAACUGCUAUGUCCUCCUCCUGUCCAGCAAGGUCAUCCACACCAACAACGCCCUCUACUUCGCCUUCCACUGGUUUGCCAUGAGCAGCACUUGCUACAACCCCUUCAUCUACUGCUGGCUCAACGAGAACUUCAGGGUCGAGCUGAAGGCAUUACUGAGCAUGUGCCAAAGGCUGCCCAAGCCCCAGGAGGAAAGGCCACCCUCCCCAGUCCCUUCCUUCAGGGUGGCUUGGACAGAGAAGAGCAGUGGCCGGAGGGCUCCGCUAGCCAACAACCUCCUGCCCUCCUCCCAACUACAGUCUGGGAAGACAGACCUGUCUUCUGUGGAGCCCAUCGUGGCAGUGAGUUAGGGGAGAGUGAGAAGAGGCAGGGGGCGAGCUCUCUCUCCAACUGAGGCUGGGAAAGGGCCUGAGGACAGAGACUGGAAAAGAAGCCUGUCCUCUCACCCAUGGCCCUCACAGUGCUAAAAACAAGGUCCUACAGAAGCCAUGGGAGUCUUCAUUUCCCAGGAAGCUCUGUCUAGCCUUCUACCCCAUUUGGUGUGAAAACUAAAAGGCAACACCCAAUUAGACAUGUGUUUGUGAAUUCCUGUCCAAGAAAUGCUGCAAAGCAUAUCACCUGGGUUCCCUGAGCCAGAGAACCCAGGGAAGCUGCAGCCCACAUGAGGGCUGAGUCAGCUGCCUGACAAUACUCCCUACCAUGGAACAUCCGCAAAGGACACCUGAGUCAUACUUGGGGUGUGGCUGACCCAGAUGCACAGAACUCUGCUUGAAAAAGGUUCAUGCCAGCAAAAGGUGAGUGAGCCAGAGAUGCCACGUUUUUUUCGCCUCACUUCCCAAAGUCCUGGGCCAGGAUGAAUCACAGCCGUGUGGUGGCUGGCUUGGGUACAUGACAAGACAGGGCCAAUUCAGUCCCUGAAAGCAAAGAGAAAUUACUGCGUUCUCUUAAAGAAUUAUUACUAUAAAACUUUGGAAAAUUUAGAAAAGCACAAAGAAGAAAACAAAAAUCACCCCGUUCUCCCACCAACUGUGAUGAGUUUUGUUAACGUGCUGUGGAUUCACUUGCAACUUUUUUCCUUUGUGUGUCUGUGCGCAUGCGUGUGUGCAUGUGUGUGCAUGCACUUUUCAUUCCGUUCUGAAUUACACUUUUCCCUGUAGAGAUAAGCAAGAAACAGGGCAUAGCAGGGAACUUCUGAGCCCCUCUCCCAGGAACAGUGUCCACGGGAAGAGUUGGAAGAAGAGGUGGGAGAGGAACACAAGGAGAAGGCUGUCAAAGCCAACAGACUGCCAUCAUCCUGUACCCAGUGGUGGGAAAGACCCAGAUGAAGUACCUCUUCUCAGAUGGCGGCCAUCGUGAUGAGCCAGGGAACAAAACUCAUCCAAGGAGGCAUAAUUCCUUCUCCUUUGCACUCACAUAGAACAAGAGGUGGUAAAAACACUGCCCUGCUUUUACAGGAGACGAUGGAGCAGUCUUUCCAACAUGCCAGAAAUAAUUGUACUUAGACACUUCAUCCCUGCAAGCUGUCUAGACAGGCCACUUCUCUGUGUUGUCUAAAUAAUAAGGCUUCUUCACGCCAGUUCCCUGAAGACAACUCACUUGUCAACAUCACCCUAGUGGCUCACGUGUCACUUACAGAAACCUACGACAUUGUGAUGGUCUUUAAGGACUCAACAUGCCAGAGAAAUAUCAUUCCAGAGACUGUUUUCAUCAUCGUUCAUCUGGUCUUGAGAGACUCACUAGGUCACCCGGAAGACAAAGGCAGAAUAGUGCUUAAUUCACCCACCCUAAGCAAUUGCCAUUCUCACACUGGUUUUAGGUUCCUUUCUAACACCAGAUAGACUUGAAAGCAAACAUGGAUAUGCAGCUGAGUAGAAAACUGAGGUUUGGGGAGAAGGGCUUUAUCCAAGGUUUACUUAGAUCUCUUGGCUGUUAAUUGAAAUUGAACUCGGUCUUAUCAUCUACUUUCCUAUAAUGAGACAUGGGGGUCCAUUAUACUAGUCUAUUUAUGAGAAUGUAUGAAAUGUUUGACUUCCAUGGGACAGAGAGGCUUCUAAGCCCGUAUGGAUCCCAAGAUGGAUUUUUCAGGCCAAAUGGCUCCCAUGCCUGUGCCUCCUGUCUCUGUGGUGUCCAGAAGUAGCUAAUCGUUUCAUCCUAAUGCUGCCAUGGAAAUUCUUUGAACUAGAAAGAGAAUAGGUAGCAAGACUACAGAUAGUUGGUCCUGCUCUGGAAUCAUGGGGAGAGCUUUGCUUUGCUCCUCUCUGAGGGAAUCUAGAAAUACUGCCGGGGCACCUGGGUGGCUCAGUCAGUUAAGCGUCUG